This is a messenger RNA of Toxorhynchites rutilus septentrionalis, 3318 nucleotides long. Its product is annotated as zinc finger protein 208-like. Gene Ontology annotation, cellular component: nucleus. The record is from RefSeq and is a predicted model, not a curated record. Gene Ontology annotation, biological process: regulation of transcription by RNA polymerase II. Gene Ontology annotation, molecular function: RNA polymerase II cis-regulatory region sequence-specific DNA binding; zinc ion binding; DNA-binding transcription factor activity, RNA polymerase II-specific. The transcript has 5 exons. The coding region runs from base 316 to 2931 and encodes 871 amino acids. NCBI's taxonomy places the organism in Eukaryota, Metazoa, Arthropoda, Insecta, Diptera, Culicidae.
ACGCAUGACGUCUACGCAACAGAAUUCACCGUUGUCCAGUGAAAAAUUUAGUGAAUGGAUUCGUUUCAAUUUCGUUUGAAUAGAACUACCUCAACUCAGAGAAUAUAGAUUAACCAUAUUAAUCUGAACAAGUACUUGAAUAAAUUUCAAGGGUUCGUUGUGAAUAUAUGUAAUAUUCAAGGAAUCUACUGAAUAUGUACGACGAACAAACGAUCUCUGAUUUGCGCUACUGAACCCAAUCAGCGAUACUGGGCAACAAAAAAACAAUAAUCCGAGUGGAUAUUUUGUCUGGAAGCGUCCGAAAAUAAUAUUCAAAUGGCUACGCAAUCUGAAAUGACCGCCCUCUGUCGCCUCUGUUUACGAUUCUCGCCAUGCAUGGUUCCACUAUUCGAAGCACUCAUAGGCGAAAAAUUACUAGUCGAAGUAAUCCAUGUCACUGUUGGAAUCGAGCUCGACAAGAGUUUUGAUUUGCCGCGUCAAGUUUGCCAGGAUUGCAUCGAAAAGGUGAAUUUUAUGUACGACUUUCAGCAGGAUCUGAUCAAAUGCCAAUCGAUGCUCAGAAUGGGCAAAGAUAAGGGCGAUACAAAAUUUGGGAUUGCAGAACAAACUAUCGGCAUACCCUCAGAGGAAAAUGGAAUUGAUGCCCGUAGUGAUCGAAGCUCAAGCGUGAGAUCAGAAUCCAGAGAUUUAGAAGGAAGCCAUGACGAAGUCGCAGGUUCCGUCCAUGAGCAGAUAAAAUUGGAAUCAGUCGACAUCAAACAAGAACCAUUGGAUUCCCACAAUGAUGAAAUGGAUGAUCCAGACUAUGUUAACGAUAUUGUUGAUUUUGAUGACUCUGAGGUGCAAAACGAACAAAAUUUAGAUGCAGCGACAACCAAACCAAACAAAUGUUAUAUUUGCGACACCAUUAUCGAGAGCAAAAGCGAGUUGAAUGAUCACCUAGAGAGUCACAAGAACAUGUUACCCUUCAAAUGCCUGCAGUGCAGUACGGAAGCAAAUCCUAUCGAAGCAUUCCACGUGACAGCGCUUAACAAACAUUUCGAAACGCAUGGCUUCCAAUACGUUUGUCCACACUGUCCAUUACGGUAUCGGACCCCGAGCUCAUGUGUAUAUCACGUGCGGACCAAUCAUGAUAAAAAUCAAUCCGAAUAUCACUGCGAAAUAUGUGGAAAAGUUUUCAGCAAUUUGCAAGUGUAUCGAAAUCAUGUUAACGCACACAAGAACGUGAUGACGGAACGAUUUAAAUGCGAACCCUGUCAGAAAACGUUUCAUUCGAGCAAGAGUCUCCGGACACAUCAGAAAAGUCUCUCACACGAUGCGGUUAUACGUAAGAAAGGGAUGGGAAUAAUAAUUUCGGAGUCAAACGAAAAUAAAGCAUUGGCCGGUAAACGGAAAAGGAAGCACAAGGCAAAAGUUGACGAUGUGGAAGGUAAAACAACAAUGUCCUCAGAAGAAUAUGGAGCUUCAAGUUCUAUCGUGAAAAUGGAACGAAAUGAUAUAGACGAUGAAAAGCCUAGUGUUCCGAAGAAGCGGAAGGGAUACUCAAAGAUAGUGAAAACCAUUCCAAACAAAUGCCACAUUUGUGACACUAUUCUCGAGAGUAAAAACGAACUCGUCGAACAUCUCGAGAGUCACAAGCAGAUGCUUCCGUACAAAUGCACGCAGUGUAGCACCGAGGCAAACCCUAUCAUCUAUACCACUCUGCGGCUUUUGAACAGACAUUUCGAAACGCACUGCUUCAACUACCCUUGUCCCCACUGCCCGUUACGUUAUCGGAACAGUGAUACGUUAACAUAUCACGUACGAAGCACUCAUGAGGAGCAGACAGAGGAAUAUCAGUGCGAGACCUGUGGAAAGGUGCUUACCAAUGUUUAUGCGUUUCGGAAUCAUCUCGUCGUUCAUCGGAAUGUGAUGAUGCAACGAUACAAAUGCGAACUUUGCCAAAAGAACUUCCGUUCCCGGCAUUGCCUUGAUAAGCACCAGGCAUUGCAUUUUAAGCAGCAACUUCGGGCUGGAAGUGUGAAAACAAAGGAGACACCACAAGAAAUGAGCAAUGCGGACGCUGAAACAGUCGAACAGAAAUAUAAUCCAACUCCAAUAGUAAAAACAGAGCCAAUCGACCCGGAGGGCACUAUUGAUCACGAUGAAUUGGCUCGUCAAUCCACUGAUGAGGAAAGCAAUGAUAGCGAGAAGGAUGAGUCUAGCCGCUCCAAUGAACCAAUAAAAUUCAAGCGAGGUACCAAGGUGGCCAAAAUCAUUCCAACUAAGUGCUACGUUUGCGGUACUAUUCUCGGAAACGAAACCGAAUUCGAUGAACAUCUCAAAAGCCACAAGGAUAUGCUACCCUAUAAAUGCGGGCCCUGUAGCACAGAUGUCCAUCCCAUCGUGGCUCUCACUGUGGUAGCUCUGAACAAACAUUUCCAGAGGCACGAAUUCAACUACGUUUGUCCGCACUGCCCGUUCCGGUAUCGGAAGAGUUCUUGGCUGACGGGUCACAUACGAAGAAUUCAUGAGGAAAAAACAAUCGCAUACACCUGCGAAACCUGCGGGAAAGGGUUCACUAAAAUAAAUCACCACUCAUAUCUGAAACAUAUAAACCGUCACAAGGAUCUGAUCACGCAACGGUACAAGUGUGAACCCUGCCAGAGAGUUUUCCCAGCAGAGGUUGCCCUGAAAAGGCAUAAAGUGUCGUUUUUGUGUAUACGUAACACGGAACGAAUGAAAACGACUAACACAAAUGGAAUGAAUUCAAUGCCUAGCAAUGAUGAUAGCAAUGAUAAGGCAUUUCCUGGAACCGCAGAGAAAACUAUCGCCGCUAGAAGUGACAAUCAGAACGAAGAUGCAUAUUUCAGUCCGGAGCUGAUAAAAUUGGAACCGCUUGGUAUCAAAACUGAACCAAAUCAAUCCGAUUAUGAAGAAAUGGUUGAGUAAUGAAGACUACUCCAAGCAAAUGCUACAUCACACAGCCGACACAGCCGUCACAGCAGGAUGCUAGGAACAUGAUUUGAUAUUGGACGUGAUAUAUUUGAUCUAAACAAGAUUAUUUCCAUAUUGCUCUGGUACUGUUUGGUACAGGAGGACAUCCUGUUUGAAUCUUGCUAUCAAUAAUUGAUCACAUCGCAGCUUCGCACUUCGGUAUAUUCUGUGUGAACUAGAAAAUCAAUGAUUCUGCCCUUGAAUCCAUUCAGAACACAAAACAAAAUAAUACAACCUGGAAUCGAAGCAUCGAAAACAGCAAAAUAUUACUCAGGUAAGUUGCCAAAUCAUUUGAUUGAGCACUGGAAUCCGUAUUUCAAAUAAAAAUACGUUGUUAGAAAA